Messenger RNA from Ylistrum balloti, 474 nucleotides. RefSeq lists its product as uncharacterized. The transcript is spliced from 4 exons. Lineage: Eukaryota; Metazoa; Mollusca; Bivalvia; Pectinida; Pectinidae. The record is from RefSeq and is a predicted model, not a curated record. Bases 1 to 474 code for a protein of 157 amino acids.
AUGGCAGUGUCUUUAGAGGGUUCUCGGAUUUGGUAUGCAUAUACACAAAAUGGAGACGACUGUGUCGGAGGUGGAUGUACACUUGUGUACACAUCCCGUGAACCCGCCCUAGUGACUACAUCAGACUGGACUCUGGUCAUGAAAUUUGCCACAGGACAAGAUCUUGGAGGAGCAAACAGCGUGUACGAUCUUUGGACAGGUACAUUCACAGUUAACGAAGGAGAUGAGCUGGCCAUGUCUAUAGAAACAGGAAGUAAGACUUACAAGUCGUCAAUAGUUGACAAAUGGGCUGACUACAACAUCAGUGCAGUUCGCGUCUCGUUUGUGAAUGAUGGCCAGGAGAAAGCAUAUGUCGUAUUUGAUGGUCGCGAUUCUGAUAAGAAAAGCUGGUUCUCUAAAUCCAGGAUUCUGUCUUCAUCAUGGGAGGACCUUAAUACACACUCGAUCACAAACUAUGAUUCCAUUGAUGGGUAG